Messenger RNA from Hyposmocoma kahamanoa, 2882 nucleotides. Its product is annotated as zinc finger protein 181-like. The transcript is spliced from 2 exons. The record is from RefSeq and is a predicted model, not a curated record. NCBI's taxonomy places the organism in Eukaryota, Metazoa, Arthropoda, Insecta, Lepidoptera, Cosmopterigidae. Bases 163 to 2217 code for a protein of 684 amino acids.
CAGAUAUUUCCUUCGGCUACAUACUACUAACUUAGUUUAGCUACUACUACACACGGUGGCGGGUCUUUAGCCUAACGCUUCACUUCAACGCUAUAACAAUUAGUACAAAAAAUACAAAGUCGGGCUUGAAUAUUGGUCGUUUAGAGUAGAAUAACAUGUAACAUGGCGAACAUAAGGAGCAACAAAGCAAAAGCACCCAAAGGUGCUUCCACUAAGAAACCACUUAAAAUAAAUAAACCAUCAAAAUGUGUGACCUCUGAUAGUAAUAAUGAUAUAUCAAAGCAGGUAAUAUUGACAAGAAGUGGACGCAUCAGAAAGAAGACAGAUGAGCGGCUUAAAGUUCUUGAACCAAUCCUAAAAACUGAAUUGCUGAUUAAGAGGAAGAGAAAAAUGAAUGAUAACAUAGUCUCUAAUGGUGAGAAGAAAAUAAAAAACAACAAUAAUGACUCUGCUGUUAGUGACCAAAAUAUUGAGUUUGAAACAGUUGAUAUUAAUAGUAUUGAAGUGAGCUACAAUGAAAACACGGACAUACAUAGUCAGGACCCACAACAUAUGAUAUCUGAUGUGACUGACAAGAGCACAACUGAAAAUGUCACUAAACCAAAAAAUAAGAAGCAAAGUGAUAACAAAAAGCCAAAAGAAAAUCUUACUAUGGAUAAAGAAGUGAGAAAAGAUGUAAUAAACCAAAUGAAAAACGCUUUAUCACCCGAGAAUGAUGAAGAGGAAAUCCCAGAAACUAAUCCAAAGAAACAUCGUAAGAUAGCUAAGCAAGAUCGGGGAGUAGAAAAAGAUACUGAAUCAGAUGCGCCUGAGGAAUACAAAGUUCUUAAUAAACCUAAAAAACCAAGGAAAAAACAAGUGACUCUAAGCAAUGGCCUUGUACUCACAUUGUCAGUGUACAGUUGCCCCUUGUGUGACAAAAACUUUUCCACCAAAACUUCUUUGACUCGGCACAAGGCAACUAACCACCAAGUACAACCGAGUCAUAAUUGUGAACAUUGUAAAAAGAAAUUUCGAAAUAAAACCACUUUGAAACGCCACUUACUGAAAAUUCACUCUGAAUUGCGCACACAGCCCGAAUAUCACUUUUGUGGAAUAUGUGACAAAGUAUUUUUGAUGAAAGAAAACUUAGAACUACAUUUAGCGAGUCACGUGAAGUCGGAGAAAUAUAGAUGUAUUUAUUGUUUCAAGACAUUUUCAUAUCAAAUGCUAUUAGAUCAACAUGAAAAAUCUCAUCACUCUGAAGUCGGUAGUGUGUAUAAAUGUUUCCUGUGUGAAAUGGAAUUGGGUAAUCGAUACAAAUUACAAAUGCAUAUGAAGAUACAUACAAAAACAAAGGAAUAUAUUUGCCAUCAAUGUGGUAAAGGUUUUUUGAGAUUUAACUCAAUUAAAAGACAUGUAAUGGUGAGCCAUAGUGGUCAUAGAAUUCAAUGUCCCAUUUGCUAUAAGGAGUUAACUGGGCACUUGGCUGAACAUUUGAGGGUACAUGAAGAUAACCGUCCCUAUAAAUGUCCUGAAUGUGAGAUGGCCUUCAAACAGUCCACACAGCUGACUGUACAUAGACGAUGCCACUCAGGUGCCAGGCCAUAUACUUGCAGGAUCUGUGAGCGUCCAUUUAGUCAUUCUAAUGCACUCAUGCUUCAUAUACGGAGGCAUACUGGGGAAAAGCCAUUUGCCUGUGCCAUGUGUCCAAUGACAUUUUCUCAACUACCGCAUAUGAAGACUCAUAUGUAUAAAAUACAUGGGAAAGAUUCAACAUAUAAAUGUGAAAAGUGUAAGCAUUUUUUCAAGCGCAAGACACAGUUAGAGGAUCAUUCUAAGAUAUGUACUGUAGGGGACAAUGACCUUGCUUUCAAAGAGCAGGACCAAACUUCGGUACAAGGUGAAGAAAUAGAAGUUGAGUCAGUAAUGAGCAUCUCCCGCAUGAGGUAUCUACUAGCUCUGCUCCUCACGAUGAUUGCGUCGAAAACAAAACUCAAAUAUUUAGGUUUCAACAAGCGCCUCAUAGAUGAUCUUUUGGAGGAAUCUUUAACAGCAAUGGGUUAUACACCAUGUAAAGACAAAUCCUUGACUUCUUUUGUACGCCUCCGGAACAACAUCGAGAUGUUGCUUGACGGCACAGUACCAAAACAUCAGCUGACAAAGUUUAGGGGCGAGAAUAAAACUACAGAAGACAUGCUCUUCUUAUUGACUGACGAAAAGAAGGAUAAAGAGUAAGAAUAGUUUUUAAUCGAGUCAGCUAACCACGCGAAAGACAGUCCAGUGCCAUUAAUGUUCGGUCUUUCCAGCUCAGUAUUGCCGUUUAAACCCACAAACUCUGACAGAUAAUUAUUCAUAACAGUGAUAAGCAGGCAACACCGUCAUAUUUGACAGAUAAUCACUAAUUGCCAAGUUAAUAGUGCAAACGAGAAGCUACGGAAAGACCGGACAUCAACGCGGCUGUCUUUCUCUUAAGCGGUUAGUCGCUUUAGACGUUGAGUGUGACUUGCUGCUCUAAUUUUGGGUUUUGACAGUAAUUUACAUGUUGUCAAUAGGAAGAAUUAGUACUUUACGAUUCUGCAAUACUGCAAAGGUCAAAUCCAUUAUCUCAACUUUUGUAAAAAAGUUUUUGAAGAAUUUUUUUAACGUUUAAUAUUUAUAUUAUGUGUGCGUAUUUAUUUUAUGAAGUAAGCAUUGCAAUAAUUGUAGUUUGACAAGCUAACACAACACUUGAAUAAGAAGAUUUAAAGAAAGUUACAUUCUUUAACAAUUUAACUAUUUUAAUGGUCUGCUAACAGACCUUUUUAUUGUCAGUGCGUUUGAUUGUAACAACAGCAAUGUCCAAAGUGUUGUUAUGAAUGUCAAUAUAAACAUCGAUGGAUUUCUAGAAUAGUAUCUCAUCU